Molecule: messenger RNA, 5604 nt
Organism: Leishmania braziliensis MHOM/BR/75/M2904
Lineage: Eukaryota; Euglenozoa; Kinetoplastea; Trypanosomatida; Trypanosomatidae
Product: putative protein kinase
Exons: 1
Biological process (GO): peptidyl-serine phosphorylation; peptidyl-threonine phosphorylation
Cellular component (GO): cytoplasm
Molecular function (GO): protein serine/threonine kinase activity; protein tyrosine kinase activity; ATP binding
Source: RefSeq, a predicted model, not a curated record
AUGUCAACUAGCGAUCUCCUGACGGAUGCAUAUCACAGCUCCGAGUCGUCGGCUAAGGCUCUCUCUUUCACUCUCACCGAUGCGCACUGUGUCAAGUGCAGGAAAGCGCUAAAGGCAUCAAUAGCUCCCUUCGCUGCCUCCUCGUUCCAAGCAAGCAGAGCAGCCAUGAUGGACGAUGACCUAACGCCUGGCUUGGCAGACUUAGACUUCACUGCAGUGUCGGCUGUAUGUAGCCCGACGUUCCUCCAGCGCGAGUUUUUUGAGGCUUCCAUCACCUCCGAAAGCGCCGGCGGCAGCAGCGCCUUACUUCAGUCAGUGGUGAACCGCCGCGACAUAUCUCUUGCUGACAUCUCCCGAAUGAGAUUGGAAGGCUGCCGUGCGCGGCACACAUCCUUUACCGCUACCGCGUCACUACGCGGCAGCACAGCCUCCUCGCUGCGGUCCACCUCGGCCUUACCCAUAAAUUCACUGACGUGCCGCAUGCGUGAUCAAGCAGGGAUCUUCAGCAAAACGACCUCGGCAGCCACACCGGUAGCGUCACAAGCGCCUGCCUGCUCGCCCUUUAUUGGACUUGGCGGCUCAAUCUACCGCCGCCCCAGCCUGUCAUCUGCGCGAACAAGCGCACUGGAUACAUCGGCUGCCAUUCUUCAGCACAUGGCGUACGACACAGCGGCUCAUGUCGAGGCCGUGUGCAAUGCUCCGUCUCUCGCUGGUACUCCGUCCACUACCACCUCCGCUUGUGACUCCGUCGCGCCGCCCCCGCUGCAGCCAACGCCUCAUCAUCUAGUGCAUACCGAUGUCAGUGCCCAUGGCGGAAAGGUGGUUGAAUGUAGUAAUUCAAUUCCUCUAGGGGACAGCUGUAACGGCAGCGACCAGCACACGUCGCUGCUGCAGGUAACGCAUACCCGACCGUACGCUAGCGCUGCGAACUCUCCCUCUCCGCUGAACUCGUUCUCUGAGUUGGAACUGCGCAACGGGCAGCUGAGCGCUGGCGAUUUUUUACGUUUGUCUGCACAAACCUCAGCCACUUGUCUUGCUAGCGAUGCCGUAGUUGCCAAAGCGGUAUCGGACUCGCAGCACAGCUCAUCGCUUCCUCGCCUGGGUGGACCUCUGUCCGCCACACGGCGACAGGCGCAUGACACAAGGGACCAUCCCACACCGUAUCCCUCAGAGGCGGCAGCAGCACUGCUCGAGGUCAUUCCAACAUCGACCGCCGCUGCCGCCACCAUGGAGAUGGCCCGGCGGACUUCACCGCGCCAGACGCGCGACGUCAGCGUCUACAACCACGACUUUCAGCAUAUUGUCCCUCCGGAAGUAAAGCAGGCACUCCAGCGCAACAUGUGCCCCAUCUGCGAGGACGACGAGGACGACGACGCCCUGCUGCAUGACGGACUGAAUGUGCAGAGACCACCGCCGCUGACAUCCUUCGCGAAUGGGACGCACACCAUGCAUGAGGAUCACUACAGUUUGGACACGCCGUCCCUUUACGUGUACACUCGUGGUGUCGCCAGCAGAGGUAGCGGUGCCGGUACGACGAUCAGCUUCCCUUCGGGUUCGCCUCGCGCACCCAGUCAACUGUCCACUUCACCAAGCGCACCGGCGCUCUCAGCAGCCGCAUCCUCGAUAGGCGCCUGGCACGCAGGUGGCACUGGCGGUGGUAAGUCGAUUCACCAAAUUGGUAGUGGCUCGGCAGAGACAAUGAUGGCUGGCCUGAGUAUCAGCGGCACCGGAGUACCCUUCCAGACAUGGAAGUUUCCGAGCCUGGGCAAGCCGAGCUCCACAUCCUCGCUGCGCAAAACAUCGCUUGGAGAGCACGGAAACGCAGAGGCGUUGCUAGGAAGCGCGGUAGGGGGUGCGGGUCCGGCGCGCCAAUUAGCUGCGCCAUUCUCUGAGCACAGCAGCUACCCCACUCGCGCGUCCCUCACGUCAGGAUCGCGGCAGCAGCAAUGUAGUGAGUAUCCUCUGCUCAACCAUAACGAACUCCAGGCCACCAGCAGGGGCAGCACCCUAACCACGGUAGCGACGCCGUACUCUCCCGUGGCGGCCAUUCCCCAGUCUGGCGCUGACGACGUUGGUCAUUGUGCGACAUCACUGUUGUCUGGUGUGGGCUGUACGCAUCAAACGGCCUCAGGUGCGCGUGGCAACUCGAUCCACUGCACCAGCGGUGCAAGUAGGGGCCUCACGCAACGCGCUGUUGCUGCGGACUCGUCAUCCGGUACGGUCGGUUGCUCAAGUGUCGCCGCUGACGGUGGCAAUACCCAUAAGCUGGAGAUGGUGUGCACAGCCUACGAGCGUCUACUGCGCGCACGGCUUCCCGCCAACAGCGUCGCUGCGGCCUUCCCGAAGACUCUGCAGACGCUGAUCUCACGAAAUCUGACCGAGACAGUGAUGCCGCCACUGCACCCCUCCCCGUCGGCGCACUCCGCCCCGCAAGCGCCGCAAGUUGCUGCCACCACUCCGGUAGCAGCCGUCGUUGGCUUCGAGUCGGCCAGCCAGGGCGACGUCUCUCCAUCGAUGUCCUACUCCGGCACUUUGGGCCGCUCGGCGGGUUACUACAGCUUUGGCAAGCGCAUCAGUCUCAGUCACCCGAACAGGCAGACGCUGCCACACCAAUUCCUCGGCAGUACAUCAAACUCACACACGGUACCGUCGUCGCCGCGCAUGGCGAUGAUGAGCAUUUCCGCAGUGGCAGACUUGAUCGUGGCUUCGAGCGGUAAAAUCAGUGGCCCAAACAUGACGUCUUCCUCCACUGCGCGCAUGCAGCGAGGCACUUUGGAUUUGUCGCUGCUGCGCCGCACCGAGUCCCGUCCGCUGCUGCAAUUGACGCUGUUCUUGCAAAGUACUCUGCGCUCCAUCUGUGAGGCACAGUCUCGGCACACGCGGACGGAGAGAGAGGAAGGCGUGGGUCGUGCGAGAGGGAGCACCUCCACCAGCUUGUCAACGCUAACGGCAGCCGCAGUGAAUGUGCUACCCACGGCGGAAUCUGCGAUGGAUGAGUACCUGCACCAGUAUACCUUUCCAGAAGAUGCGUUGAGCACGGCUGGUGCGCCGUCGCCGGCGAGGGUAGCCGACGUCCAAACAUGCGAAGGAGAAGCGAGAGCAAGCCAGAUGCAGAUGACAGGCUUCAUGGCGAUCGCCGAAACCGCUUCGUCCAUGACUCUUGCUUCCGCGGUCACUACGGCGGGCGCAGUGUCCCCCGCCCGAGAGUCGAACAGGACGAACAACAGCAGCACUCACGUCCCGUCAUCGGACUCUAUAUUGCAGUCUCCCUGUUUGUUCUCAACGGGAAAGCGAGCCAACGUCUCGAGUCUGCCCGUCAACUGUACCCAGGACGAGCAGAACGAGCAGAAGCAGCUGACGCAGCUCCCCAAGCAGACCGAGAUGUGCAUAGACCCCACCGCCGACGCUGCUGCUGCUGCUGCUGCUGCUGUAAUGAAGAGCUACGUGACUCUCAACAACAGUCCUACUGCUGCUGCCGACGUUUCUGCGGCACAGGAAAGGAACGGAGGCCCGCCUUAUCGGUACUACCGUGCCCUCACGGAGGCGGAGCGCCUCGUGCGUCACGUUCACUGCGUCGAUGGGGUAGAACGGGAGGUGGACAACGACUCUAUGGACUUGGUUGUGUAUGUUGGCAUGCACCUGAUGGGUUGGUUGGAGGUGGUGGGAUUACUUGGCUGCGGCAGCUUUGGUCAAGUAUUCCUCUGCAAGGACUUGCGCAUCUGCGACGGCCAUUUUGUUCAUCCAAACGAGAUUGAGGGCGAGGACUACGAGUACUGGAACUGCUCCCACGCCUACCUCCCCUUCAGCAGCGUCGACGCCGUGCCGACACAUCGACCGCUUGUCGCCGUGAAGGUGGUUAAAAGCGUGCCACUGCUGGAGCAGCAAUCCGUUCUGGAGGCGGAGAUGCUUGUGCUCAUCGGCGCGCAGACUGCGCCACCCUCAGCGCGCGCAGCAGAGGGAGCCAGUGAGUCAGCCACACCGACAUCAGCAACUGCGGCAGGUGAUUACAAUGGCGCCAAUUCACCGCCGCCAGAGGACCUGCGCUGCGCCAACAUUGCAAAGGUGCUCGCCGACGGCAUCUGUUAUGGUCAUCACUGCAUUGUGAUGGAGAGGUACGGCGCGAACCUCUACGAGUACAUCGCUGCGAAUGACCAUCAAGGGCUCCCCAUGUACCAAAUCCGCGCUAUCGGUGCACAACUUUUCUCCGCUCUCUCGCUCGUGCACGAGGAGUGCCACAUUAUUCACGCUGACAUCAAGCCAGAAAAUGUGCUCCUGGCGCUUGACUUUUGCAGAACCACACUGCGUGUGAAGGAUGAACCCUUGCCCAGAACAGUUGCCGUGCAAACUACGAAAGCCCCUGCUGGGACUGCGAGCAACAGCAACUCCAGCACCAUCCCAGUCACGACCAAGACCCUGCAUAGCGUUCCACCGCAGACGACGUCUGCCAGAGUGGUGCAUGGCUCUCAGCGCGGUACGUCGCCGAAUGAAGAACCGCCGUGGCACCAGCAGCGCACCGAGUCUAUGAUGCCGUCGUCUUCGACGCCGGCAGAGCGCUCUUACAUCACACUGCGAGUGGGUCCUGGCGCGGUUGCUCGUCAGCGUCUCGGCCUGAACGGAAAGCGCCAAAGCUCGAACGUCCUCCUGGACGCCUCUUUCUCCGAAGCGGCGGUUGCAAAGGACAAAGGUCACGGCUUUUGCCACCUCCGCUCCUUCUCGACCAGCCACGCUACCAUCGUGGAGCACACGGACCUGCCGACUCCCGAGCCGCGCCGCCUUCAGGCGCUCAAUCAGUCGUGCGGGAUGCUCUCCAGCGGCACGCUCUUGCAAAGCCUCGGCAGUGGUAGUGUCAGCACCCACAGCCGGUUCACGAUGCAGGCGCCUGCUGCGCCCGUAGAGGAAGCGCCAGCGGUGCCAGCGGCAUCGGCCACCUCGCACCUGCAUGUUCGACUCAUCGAUUUCAGCUCCAGCUGCUAUGACGGUGGCCCGUUUUACCAGUACAUCCAGUCCCGCUACUAUCGUGCGCCCGAGGUCAUUGUAGGGGCGUCGUACAACUCUGCCAUCGACAUAUGGUCAACUGGCUGCUUGCUUGCGGAGCUGCUGCUGGGCAUGCCGCUGCUUCCCGGCUGCAACGAUCACCACCAGCUUUCGCUCAUUGAGGAGAUGGUUGAUCUGCUGCCCGACUCCAUGGUAGAGAGCGGCGAUAACGCCGGCUUGUUUUACACCGCAGCAGCGACAGCUGGCGAUGGCAGCGCCGAUACUGUGCUGCGGCAGCCUCGAUCGUUUGUGUUGCGCACGCGGGAGAACUACCUGCAGAUCAGUGGCGGUGAACUGUUGCCGUACAACCGCUAUUUCACCUACCAAACCCUGCAGGAGCUGGUGCGACAUUGCCCUUUAACGCUCGAGGAGCGCCGCAUGAGCAACGGACUGCAGCCGUACGUGUCGGCCAACAAGUCCUCGGCGAUUCCCCCUGAUGCGACGCCGCUGCCGUCGGUGCGGUCUGACAUGAUGAAGCAGCGCUUUUUGCUCUUUGAUUUGCUGAAACGUCUCCUUCAGACGGACCCGACACUGCGCCCCACCGCGGCACUGGCGCUGAAGCACCCGUCU